ACGAACACAAACAAACAUGGCAUCGAGAGAGCAAGAGCAGACGUGGUGGGAAGACUGGUUGCAAACAGCUAAAGAAAAGACUACAGAAGCUUAUGAGCUAGUUAAGAAUGACCUUGAAGAGUUUUCCAAAGUCAUGAAGGCUGACACAUCAUCAGCUGUGGUUAAAACAGCUGACACGAUUACAGAGAACAUCAAGCCGGAGAAUCUGGCAGAGAAUUCUUCUGCAGUUUCCGAGCAGCUCAAACACGGACUCCACAAUAUGCUGAGGGGCCUGACAUCUGUGGCAGCUGCGGCGGCCACCAGCGGCACUGUCCAGGACGACGUGGUGGAAAUCGCUGCACCUCCUAGUGGGAGAGGUGUCGACGCAGUCUUCAACCCCAUGCAGGCCCGACUGUACAAGAUUCAAGUGAAUCCUGACACGUACUGCAGAGAGCCGGAGGGUAUUCCAGACGAAUUUGAAUGCUGGCUGAUGACAUUUGACCUUGACCUAUUUAAGGACGAGGUCUCGGACCUGCUGGUCAGUAACCAGAAGCUACGGUCGCUGUACACACGGCUGGUUCCAGCAGUCGUCUCUCACGCGGAGUUUUGGCAACGUUACUUCUACAAUGUACAUCAGUUGGAGGUGGAUGAAAUAAGGAAGACUGGCCUGAAGGAAAGAGCGGGAACAGCAGGCAUGCAGGAGGAUAUAGGGUGGGAAGACGAUGAUGAAGAAUGGAGCAUUGUAACAAAUCAGUCGGCUAUUCCAUCUAAUGACGAACCCGCAAAAUUGGUGAUUGAUCAAUUCCCUCAACCAUCAGAAAUGGAAUCAAUGAUGCCAACUGCCAAGAGUGACUGCAGUCCAGUAUAUUUGUUGUCCAGUGAUCUCGAGAGACUGGGAACUGUCGAUGAUGGAUCGGGUGAAGCAAACACAAACACUGCGAGUGUGAGCACAGACAAACCACCUGUCACCAGAAAAGACGCAGAAGUAAACGAGAAUGCUUGUGAACGCACAUUGACAAGUGAGGCUCAAGUCAACCUCGAAGCGCAUACACUAGACACGACCACAUCUCACACAACAGUUGAAGUGCCUACAGAGGAGCCAAAUGAUGCAGAAUCCUGUGCACGCGAUAUUGAAGAAACAAAGGCCCAUGAGAGCCUUGUGAGUCCUGCUGACGUGGACGAAGAUGCGCGAGAACUUAAGACAAAGGAUAAGGGUGACAUGGUGGUCGUUGGUAGUGGUGUCUCCUCUGACACGUCGGAGAGCAACCCAACUAAAGAGGCUGCGAGUCUGGAUGAUUGGGAUGAGGACCUUGACAUGACGGAUGCUGAGCUCAGCCUGGCCCAGGAGGCUGCACAACAGCUGCUGGCCUCUGGUGGUGUUAACGAGGAGGACGAGUGGGAGAACUGGGAUUGAAAGAUAAAGUGAUAGAGAGUAAAAGGUAAAGGAGUAACAUAGAUGAGCCGACCAUGUUCUAGGGAAGCGACGCUCAUCGUGAGUGUUAUAACUAUGUGAUCAUGCCGAGUAAUGUGAUUGCGCCGAGUGUUCAGUUCAACGACAUACAUGUAUAUAGUGUAAGUAAGAGUAGCACGUGGUCGUUUCAUCAGGGGUGUAAGCAGGUCAGGUUUCGAACAGACUAACAAUAACGGCAGUUGAUGAAGUUGGUUUGAAACGGAAUACUGGUAUUGCCAGGAGUAAAAUAAUACAAAGAAAAUUAUGUGUUAUAAUUAUACUAUAAUAUACUAGAAAUAUCUGUGUAAAAGAUGGUGAUGCUUCUAAGUGAGAUGGUUCAAUCUGCAUGUUCAUAUGUGAGCAGGUUACAACAAAAUAUUUAGGUAUUGGUUUCACGCCCGUUAUUAACCUAGGAUUCAUUAUAUUGGUUAGGGGAUUGCUAAUUAAUACAUUUAUACAAUGGCUUUGAUGAAAAGUAAUCCAAUUGGAUUUCAAUCUCAUUGUAGCCCAAAACACAUAGAAACAACCAGUUAUAAAUGUAUAAAGUAUUUAUUCACAGGUUAUGUAUCAAUCUCUAGCUGAACUAAUGAACAGAUAGAUGGUAUUAGACAGCCAUUAUGUGGAGAAGACAAUUUAGUCACCACCUGACAGUUCUCUCUAUCUAUUAACACAUUAUUACACGUUAUACGCCUGUUUGUUUGGAACGGAUCUGUAUGAACUGGAUCAAUCGAUCCUGACUUGCCCAAAUAUAAGCAAACGUACAUCCAACUAUCAAUGGGAGCUAUCACAGGAUGGUUCCUAACUAGCAGCAAACAGCAAUUUACCGAGUAGCAGGCCGCCGUAUUGGAUUUCCUUCAAUUCCACCUCACCAGCAUGAUCAACAAUUCGUGAUCCAGAUCUGUGAUCAACAAUUCAUGAUCCAGAUCCAUAAUCAACAAAUACACAGGAUCAUUGCAUCCAUGUGACCUGGAUCGCAUGAUGCACCCAAACAAAUAUGCCUGCUGUAUACAUAUUAAUAAUAACUAUAAUGUUAGUUUUAUUCUAAAAACGUAUAUUUUAUGAAAAUUC
Priapulus caudatus is the source of this 2497-nucleotide messenger RNA. Its product is annotated as BSD domain-containing protein 1-like. The transcript is spliced from 9 exons. The coding region runs from base 17 to 1393 and encodes 458 amino acids. The record is from RefSeq and is a predicted model, not a curated record. NCBI's taxonomy places the organism in Eukaryota, Metazoa, Priapulida, Priapulimorpha, Priapulimorphida, Priapulidae. Gene Ontology annotation, cellular component: cytoplasm.